Messenger RNA from Mesorhabditis belari, 696 nucleotides. NCBI's taxonomy places the organism in Eukaryota, Metazoa, Nematoda, Chromadorea, Rhabditida, Rhabditidae. The record is from the annotation of a GenBank genome assembly.
AUGUUGCAUGAAUCAUCUUGUGAUCGACUUGAAAACCAACGAACCGAAGUACAAAGAGAAAGUGUUUCUUUUGAAUUCCCCGACUGUGCUCCCGGAUUCGUUGAACACAAAAGUACCCAUCCUCCACUGGUUGAUGAGUCUUCACAAUAUUUGCCUGUAGAAUGGAUCAAUUUACCAUCUUUAGCAAUACCCGAUGGUGCGCACCAUGCCGAAAGCGACGUCUUGUAUUUUCUGCUCCCGUCGAGAGAGGAUGCUGAAAAAGCGUUUUUGGGAUUUCAUGUUAUUGACAAAUCGAUGCAAAUAGUUGGCAAAACUACACAGUCAUAUUUCAAUGGAAGAGAUUUUUCGAAGAUCGAAGUACUUUCGCAGAUGUACCAAAACUUGGUUGACGUGCUCGAAGAAGAUUUAACCAAUGGCCAAUCGCCUAUAAUAGAUACAUCGGCGAGAAGAGAAAGGUUGUAUUUAACAUGUUUCCUAUGGUUUCGCCAACGUUUUGAUACCUCCAGGUCAUAUGUUUUCGGGCCAGGUUGGAGUGCGAGACAUUGGGAAGCAGGAACUAAAGUGGAAGAAUCGUUUACCACUUGGAUCCACGGAGCUACCUCCACCAUAGGCCAAGCAGCAGGACAACUACAGGGUCAAUGGUGGUUUCAAACUCGAGGGAAAAUGUUGAAACUGAUGACGUGGUCAAUAAUGCCG